Parnassius mnemosyne (clouded apollo) is the source of this 2102-nucleotide messenger RNA. NCBI's taxonomy places the organism in Eukaryota, Metazoa, Arthropoda, Insecta, Lepidoptera, Papilionidae. The record is from the annotation of a GenBank genome assembly.
AUGGCGGUUGUUUACUUAGCAAUUCACAGCGUCAUUUGAGAUAUUUAAAGUUAAUUAUUGUUAUAAUUCAAGAAAUGGUACAAACUUGUGUAGUACGUGGUUGCGGCAGUAGUUGGUGUCCAGGAUGUGAUAUAAGAUUUCACACACAACAAGUGCAUUACAUGAAGAGUCUAUUGUGCAUAUAGCUGCUCUCCCUGUACCAAGCACUGGUUCUGGCAUUUAUGAAAGUAGUUCUGCACUUAAGGAAACAGAAGUGAAAUAUACUGGCUGUUAUAUUGAAGACCAAACUAGUAAAAAACAAUGUCAAAAAAUUCUUGAAAAUUUAUGCAAUCUUAACAAAUUACCUGAGUUUCUGAAAGCACAAUUCGGCGCAUAGUGGACGAAGGUAUGAAGAAUGGAGGUAAAUUCCUCACGCCUGGAAAACACAGGCAUGGCCGACCUAAGAAACAGAUUGAUGAUUUCGAUCUACUACGCGUUCAUUUCGAGUUUGCCGUCGUCGACCGUUACGACGUCACAGCUGACGGUACCGUAGACGAAAAAAGUCAUGCUUAUGUUUUUGAACUCUUUGUGGCUAUUUUCCUUUUUCUCGGUGACGUCAAUUUUAUUUCUUGUGUACUUGAAGUACUGGGCUCAGGUGAGCUCGUUUUAAUUUUUUUUGCUUCAGUCUUUAUAUUCCUUAAAGUACGUUCAGAUAUACCAGUGGCGGCCGCAGUUCUCUUGAUAACGUUAUCAAAUAAUUUUAAUAGCGCCUGGUACUUCUUUUCAUUUUCCAACAAAUUAAUUUCUAUUUCCGACGGUGCAUCGGGCUGAGUGGGCAGUGUGCUGGCACAAGUAUCACGUGAGUUUUCAUUUUUCAACCUUUUCUUGUUUAAAGAAUGUCAUUAUCUUAUAUAAUAAAUUGCGUUCGCCACUGUGCAAGACCUUUCCUCUUUUACUCAUUAUAACAAAACAAAUUAACGAAUAUCAACAGAAACAAAAACAAUCAACAGUAACAAAAACAACAGCAAAAACAGUAACAAACUAGAGAACGUACGGGAGCAUAAAAAACGGACGUAAGUACACUUCGACGUUGCUAUCGGUACUAAAAGGGCGACGCUUGAGGCGCGGAAUGAGGGGGCGCGGCGGGAGGUAACGGCAUUCUUGAAGUGAACGACUAGUAUGUUGCAUUCGUCAAAAAGUUCAUUUUUUCUACACAGUGUAGAAAGAAGUGCCUACACUAAGAAAACUAUUGGCAGUGGUGACGGAAGAAUAAAAUUUUGAUGGCAGCCAUGAAUUUUUAAGACAAGUUUAAUUUCUAUUGGCUUUAAAUUUAAGAAAUGCUAAGCAAACAGACUGGCUCUCAUAGAAAAACCAGUUAUUGCUUCAAAAUAUGAGUAUUAUUUAAAGCACAUCCUUGAAAACAGAAGAUUGCCCAAGGAACUCCCAAAAAAACAUUAUUUAUUUGGACGACAGCUAUAUACACGAGUCCUACAAUGUAACUAAAUGUUGGCAGUCUAUUAAUAUUUUUGGUGUCCAACAAGAUGUAUCUAAAGGGAAAAGGUGGAUAAUUGUGCAUUCUGGAUAAGUGAAAAUGGUUUUGUGCUUAAUGCACUAUUAAUAUUUACUGAUAAAAACAAGCAAGAUGAUUACCAUUCUGAGAUGCACGCCCAUAAUUUUAAAAAUGGGUAACUGAAAAUUUAGUGCCCAAUAUAACUAACUGAGCCAUCAAUAAUUGUGAUGGAUAAUGCACCAUACCACUCCAUUAUAACAAACAAGGCACCUACAUCUACAUCAAUAGUUGAUGAAAUCAAAUUGUGGCUACUGGAAGAUAUUCCAUUUGAUGAAACGUUGCACAAACCAUCAUUAUUGAUGCUUGUUAAAAAACAUAAACCUGAACCUGUGUAGUAUAUCGAUGAACUCCUAGGGGAAUACAUGGACGUAUAGUGGUAAGACUACCAAUCUAUCACUGUGCGGUAGCGAAGCCUCCAUAGAAGCUGAGAAACCAGGCUUGCCCUAUCAAACUGCUCGAUCAAUAAAUAUCAACUAAUAAAAUAACUCGUAAACUAUUUCAAACUAAUGAUUUGUAUUUAUACGAACACUAAAAAUUGAAUAAAUUAUUUUUU